UUCUAUCAGCUCGGCACUCCGCUCAUCCAGCAGUUUUCGAUAAAAUUCGGUUGCGUGAUAAGCUUACGUGUGUGAAAACAUUCAAUUUAUUUUACUCUCUAGAUCACGUAAAACGUGUUAUUCAUUGAAUUAUCUCGUAUAUCUGCGAGCAAUCAAGUGUAGUCACAAUUACGGGUGUGGAUCGUGAAUAUUUUAUUAGAUUCUAGAAAAAAGUAUCUACUACCUAUUUGAUUUGACAUCUAGCAUUUCGCAAGUUUGACAAAGCUGUUUAUUUGUGUAUGCCGUGAUUGUCGUGUGUAAAUUCGGAGAUAUUGGUGUAUUUAUUAGUGCGUUAGUCUAUAACAGGUGAUGUGGUGAACGAAGUGUCUGUUUUUGUGAAGUUUGUUUGGAAUCGUGAUGUGUUUGUGUCUGCGCUCAGCUCGCUCGACCAUGGUGCGGAAGGGAGAUAGACAAAUCAGCUUUUCCUCAUAAUGGGGUAUUCCUCACCGCGGCCGCGUCGUACCGCCGCCCACCAUGCUGCGUCCGGAGUCGCCCCUCGCUGACCACCGCAGCCUCCUGCCGCGCCGCCUCCUCCCCGUCAAGGCCCAAAUAGCCCCCGCCGACAAACGCAAGAACCGCCGCUCCCUCGAACUCAACCCACCCACCGACUACGAAUACCCCAAGCUCCUCAUCUCCAAAACCACUGACUCACUCAACACAGCGAAAAAGCAAGAAUCCGCUGAUAGCUUGAAGAGACUCCUAAAAGACGAUAAGAAGAAAGUUGUUAAACAGGAUUCCACUGAGAGUCUUAAGAAAGCUUUCUUAAGCAGACAAGACUCCAAUGAUAGUAAGAAGGAGCCUAAGCGGCCGAAGCAGGAUGUCAAACCUGAAGUCAAGCGGGGAAGCGAUAAAAAGGCUUUACUCGAAACAGACAAUUUCGAGGAGACUUGUAAAAGAUUAUAUGAACGCAGGACAGGCGCCGCUCGUCCGACUUUACCCCCCGUAGCUGAGAAAGGGCUCGAAUCUCCAGAAUCUCCAAACAGGAGUCCUUUAACUCCUGGAGUGGCUGCGAUUGCCGAGGGUGUAGUUCGGUGGGGAAGUGGCUUGCUCUCUCCCAAAGAAGAGCCUAGGUUGAGGACGGCUAGGAGUUGGUAUGGAUAUGGGACGCUGCCGACUGAUAGCGAAAAGUUGGGAGCAGGCGCGACGGGCCCCGGGGCCAGGGCGCUGGAACUGAUCCUCAGCGGAGGCCUAAAGUCUCUGGCGAGGCCCGCCCGGCCUGUCCGCAGGGCUGCGUCGCGGGACUCGGUGCUGUCGCAGCCACAGCCGCUACUUGAAGGUCUCCGAAAAUGCUCGACAGUGCUCGCGCUCACCGACCGCGAGAAAGUCACCGAGCCGAUCCGCGCCCAUAACCGUCUGCGGGCGCCCUCCGUCUGCUCCCGAUGCUCCUCGCUGCUGUCCCUGGCCGGCGCCGGAUCCAGAUACUCCCUGGAUGGCGCCGGCGGAGGCUUCGUACCGGCCGCUCCGGUCAACUGCAAGCUUUGCUUGGAAGACGCCGCUCCUGACAAGGUGACCGUCAUCGGCGGCUGCGGCUGCGCGUACUGCACUAAGUGCAUGAAAGCGUACGUGGAGUUCGAAGUGUGCAACGGAGCUUACGAAGUGUCAUGUCCAGACGCUCGGUGCCGGGUGGGCGCAGCACUGGCUCUUGAAGAGAUCUCGCUACUGGUGGACGCUAGCGUCAUGGAGAAGCAUCUCAAGUUCAGGCUUAACCAUGAAGUGGCGAUGGACGCGAACCGCGCCUUCUGCCCCCGCGUCGGUUGCGACACCGUCGUGUCGCUGCGCGCCGCCAGCCCAGCGCACUGCCCGACAUGUCGGCACGACUUCUGCUCGCAGUGCAACCAGGAGUGGCACGGCAGCAUGUCGUGCGAGGCGGCAGCGGCGUCGUCGUCCAUGGCCGGCGCUGGAGCCCCGCUCCUGCCCGACUCGGAGCUCAUCAAACUGUGCCCGAUGUGCCGUGUCCCUAUCGAGAAGGACGAGGGAUGCGCGCAGAUGAUGUGCAAACGGUGCAAGCAUGUGUUCUGCUGGUACUGCCUGGCGUCACUCGAUGAUGACUUCCUGCUCCGUCACUACGACAAAGGGCCAUGUAAGAACAAGCUGGGUCACUCGCGCGCCUCCGUGCUGUGGCACAGAGCACAGGUGGUGGGCAUAUUCGCCGGGUUCGGGCUGCUCCUGCUGGUCGCCAGCCCGCUGCUGUUGCUGGCCGCGCCCUGCAUCGUCUGCUGCAAGUGCAGAUUAUGCAACCCCAGCACGAAAAAUCUCGAAGAAGUCGACGAAAUCGAGAGCAUAAGCCCCGGACGCGAGGGCGACGAGGAAAUAACACGCGCCAGGUACCUCUCCGACUGACGCAAGAAGCGCUCCAAGGAGGGAUCCGGGCGGUGGUAGGCCACUGGCCGUGUGUGGACUUUGUGAGGUGAGCUGUGAUUGGUCAAACGUAGAAGAGGGAAACAGUGAUUGGUCAAACGUAGGAGCGGUGAUUGGCUAAACGUGUCCUGGAAGUUGGAGAAGAAUUUUGACUCGACUG
This is a messenger RNA of Cydia amplana, 2557 nucleotides long. Its product is annotated as E3 ubiquitin-protein ligase RNF144A. Gene Ontology annotation, cellular component: ubiquitin ligase complex; cytoplasm. NCBI's taxonomy places the organism in Eukaryota, Metazoa, Arthropoda, Insecta, Lepidoptera, Tortricidae. The record is from RefSeq and is a predicted model, not a curated record. The coding region runs from base 514 to 2379 and encodes 621 amino acids. Gene Ontology annotation, molecular function: zinc ion binding; ubiquitin protein ligase activity; ubiquitin conjugating enzyme binding. Gene Ontology annotation, biological process: positive regulation of proteasomal ubiquitin-dependent protein catabolic process; ubiquitin-dependent protein catabolic process; protein polyubiquitination. The transcript is spliced from 12 exons.